Boleophthalmus pectinirostris (great blue-spotted mudskipper) is the source of this 2980-nucleotide messenger RNA. Its product is annotated as C-type lectin-like. The transcript is spliced from 4 exons. NCBI's taxonomy places the organism in Eukaryota, Metazoa, Chordata, Actinopteri, Gobiiformes, Gobiidae. The record is from RefSeq and is a predicted model, not a curated record. The coding region runs from base 24 to 713 and encodes 229 amino acids.
UUCCUUUCACUUCGUCUCUAAAGAUGUCAAUAAAGUAUUCCAAUAUAGAUGAAUGCAAGCUCAAUUUUGAUGACAAAAUGGACAGUCUCAGGCAACGUUCAGGGAGGAGGUUUGAAGUCAACACCAAAGCUAUUUGGAUAUUACUUGGAGUGCUGGGUGUGACCUUGCUGAUUGUGAUUGUAGUUUUACUCAGUCAUAAUUAUGUGGCGGUCUCUUCUUUGAACUCACAGCAACAAAAAUCAGAUGAGAAAGACACUUUUAUGGCAAUGGUAUUACAGGGAUUCAAAAAUCUGACACAAAACAACAAAGGACAAAAUAUGGCAGGCUUUUGCUCGUCUGGAUGGAUAGAGGUGAACAGAGAGUGCUACUACAUCUCUCCUAAGGGAACAUCCAAGACCUGGACAGCGAGUAAGAGAGACUGUGAAUCCCGAGGAGGCCGUUUGGUGAUCAUAAAGAGCAGGUCAAAACUGGAGCUCCUGAGUCUGUUUCACCUUAAUAUCUGGGUUGGACUGUCUGACAGGGAGAAAGAGGGCACAUGGAAGUGGCUUGAUGGGACAGGCCUCGAGGGGUCAGCAUUCUGGUUAGAAGGUGAGCCGAAUGACGACAAUCAAAAUGAGGAUUGUGCUCACCUGAAUGUGAUUGCAGCCGAAAUUGGGUUUAAUGAUAAUAAUUGUGAAAGCGUCUUUCCAUACAUCUGUGAGACUUUGGAGUGAAAUGGAAGUAUUUUCUCAGUUUCCAUAACUUUCCAUAUCCUAUUACACAGAUAUAAUACAACAUUUUAAAGGUCCUAUAUUACACAAAAUUGACUCUUGUGAGCUGUAUAAUGUUGUUACCUUCUCAAAAACAUGGAGUUGUGUGUUGUUUCAUUCACACAUGUUUGAGUAAUACUACAUUAUUAGUCUGUCUGCAUCUCCAAAGCUCAAAAUGCUUUGUUCCACCUUGUGAGGUCAUGAAGCGGUAGUUUUCAAGUUAACAGCUACUUUUUUACCUUUGGUUCAAUAGAGAUGUUCAAUUCCAGGGCUGAAAUGAAGCAAAAGAUUCUAGUGAAGUUGUUUAGAGUUUAAAAACACAUUGGAGCAUUUCCUUUAUUACCACAUGAGAUCACAAGGUGGAACAUGGUGUUUUCUGUUUGAGAGAAUAACUCAGCCUAAAUAUGCAGUGUUUGUGUGUUAACCCUUAUAUUGUGUUAGGGUCAAAAUUGACCCGUUUUCAAUUUUAGGUAUGUAAAAACUGCCAUUUGCUUUUUUGUACCGGAAUGAGGCUUCAUCUAAUCCUCAGACACAACUAUUUUAACGCAACAAAAGAAAUUUUCACCAUUUUAGUAAAUUGUAAAGGUCUGAAAAAAAAAAAGUGCCAUCUGUGGUGUUACUGGGUCAAAAAUGACCCGGCAGAGAAUAGUGGCUGUUUUAUGCAUCACUUACAAGCUGUAGGCUGCUCUGUGGAUCAAAUAUGGCUCAGUGUGUCCCACAACACACACAUACACACACACACGCAUGCACGCACACACACACACACACACACACACACACACACACACACACACACACACACACACACACACACAAAAAGGUCGUCUUCACCCACGUGAACUCUUCUCUUUCUCGCAGCACAUUGAUACAUUUUGAAUCUAAAAUAAACAUUGUCAUAUAUAAACAGGGUUUUAGUGAGAUAUUAUCAGCUGCAUCUGUUGCAGCAUCAGUCAACAUGAGCAGGUUCACCGUUUAUGAGGCGCUGGAUCAGAUCUUUGGUCAUGACAGUGAUUCUGAAGACAGAGAGGAAAGUGAAGCUGAGGAAGAUGUAUCUGAGGAUGAGGAUGAGGGCACAGACUGAAUAAAAGAAGUGGACUAAGUGAGUGUGACGUCAACCACAGCGUUUGGCGCCGCUCAAAUGAAGCUCACGGUUACAGGAGCGAAUCUAGAGCCAGGUUAUAUGUUAUGAAUAGGAUUUUUUGGACGGACAAAACAGCCCAAAAAAAAAAAAAAUAAAAAUCAGGAUCAUGUGUCGCAGGUUAAUACGUAUAUUUUAAGACCAAAAUGACGAGGUUCACAGCAGCAGGUACAGAGGGAAGGACGACAAGAUCCUAACAUAAGUCAACUGGAGCCAGAGUCAGAAGGAGCCGGAAGAGCCUCCUGGAGAACUUUCUAUUUGGAACGCGGUGGCUACAGCGUUAGUUAUGUCCAUUCAUAUAUACGUCUGUGGAUGAGGAUGAGGUUCAGUAUGACCCUGAACAAGAGCACACAUGUGGUGAGGAGAACCCAGAUGUCACAAAGACUGAAAGAGACGUCUUCAAGUCAAGAAAAAGUGACAGUUCAUGGUCACCAAGCCUCUUGACACCCAAUAUAAUUAUACUUAUAUAAAUUUGAUUUAUAUUAUAUGUAUUAUAUAUAAAAUUAUUAUGAUUAUAGUAUAAUUAUAUAAUAUAAUUACAAAUUUUAUCACUAUAGGAAAUAUAAUUAGUGAAUUUAAGCAGUUUUUGUAAUCAAAAACGACUAUUUUAAGAUAAAAGGUCUGUGCAGCCAAAAAAUAUAAUAAAUAAAUAAAAAUGUUUCCAUGGACAUGAACACAUACUAAGUCAGUUAUGAGGGGAAAAACAAUAUUGGAUGAUAUCUAGUGUUUUUAAGUAUUUUCAGGCUGAGUUAAAUCACGGGUCACAAUUUGACCCGGUAACACUAAAGACGCGUGUAGCUUUCUAACACAAUACAAGGGUUAAACAUGUAUGAAUGAAACAAAAACACAACUCCAGGCCUGUUUGUGAGGAAAAAAACAACAUUAUACCAUCGAUCAGAAGAUAGUGUAAUAUGGGCCCUUUAAAUCAUAUCAAAAUGGCUAUAAUCACAAAUAAAUGUAGAAAUGCUAAACAUGCUGACCACUGAGCUUCUAUUGCUGAUAUGUUGUUCUCAGUAUAUGUUCAUUUAUUGGACUUUAACGUUUCAGAUAAGCAGAUGGCUCAAAUGGAUGUGUGCAUAUACUUAAACCAAUA